Molecule: messenger RNA, 309 nt
Organism: Dovyalis caffra
Lineage: Eukaryota; Viridiplantae; Streptophyta; Magnoliopsida; Malpighiales; Salicaceae
Source: the annotation of a GenBank genome assembly
AUGAGAGAGAUCUGCCGACAGCCUUUUUGCACUAAAAACGAGAAACAUCUCCUAGUACUGUCGCGAAAGUUUGCAGUGUUCCUUAAGUCUGCGAAAGUUGAACCCAUUUCUCAGGAAAUAUUGCACCCAUCUCGUGCAGUGCAGGUUCGUGUCGCGUUAAUCUUCAUCGUCACCACUGAGUCAGCUUCGAGCUGGACAACGCAUAUGGAUUAUGCAGCACGUGACCGGCGUGGGGGCCCAGUGACGUGGCGUCCAGUCAAGGACUACGACCGUCUGCCUAUCGCUAUGUUUGUUUUAUUAGGCAGGUGA